This is a messenger RNA of Coccinella septempunctata (seven-spotted ladybird), 1667 nucleotides long. Its product is annotated as venom serine carboxypeptidase-like. Bases 139 to 1545 code for a protein of 468 amino acids. The transcript has a single exon. The record is from RefSeq and is a predicted model, not a curated record. Lineage: Eukaryota; Metazoa; Arthropoda; Insecta; Coleoptera; Coccinellidae. Gene Ontology annotation, molecular function: serine-type carboxypeptidase activity. Gene Ontology annotation, biological process: proteolysis.
AUGAGACAUCAGCACUUGACUUGGAACGCUUUAUUUUGAAUACAAUACAGUCUCAAAAGUACACUCAUGAUAAGAUGAUACGCGUGAACGAUUUUAAUUGAAAUAUGCUCACUUCUUUCAAGCCCAUAGUGUGCAAUCAUGACUUGUUCGACGCUAUACUUGUUAUCUCUCUGUGUCCUGUUUCAAUUAUCCACUUCCGUGAGUAGAUUUCCGAAUUUCUAUAGAAAAAUCCAAACCCGGCCAGUGAAAGCCGACGAAGACAAUGGUCAACCCCUGAUUUUAACCCCCUACAUAGAAGCUGGAAGGAUCCAAGAAGCCAGGAAUGCAUCCAGGGUUACACAUAAGGCCUUCGGAAACAUCACCCAUUACACCGGAUUCUUCACAGUGAACAAAACGCACAACACAAACCUAUUCGCUUGGUUUUGCCCUUCUGAGUCUGACCCAGCCAAUGACCCUGUCGUGUUAUGGCUCCAGGGUGGUCCAGGUUCUACUUCUUUGUUUGGUCUGUUCUCCGAAAAUGGACCUUUUAGGAUGAACAACACUAGAGAUGUGGUUUUGCGAAAGGAGACGUGGACGAAGAAGCAUAACAUGAUAUGGAUAGAUAAUCCUGCUGGGGCAGGUUAUAGUUUCACCGACGCAGAAGGCUUGGCACACGACGAGGAUCAAGUAAGCGCCGAGUUGUUCCAGGCAAUCCAGCAGUUCUUCCAGCUGUUUCCAGAAUUGAGGAAGAACGAUUUCUUCAUCACUGGGGAAUCUUACGGGGGUCAUUAUAUACCUUCCAUAUCACACUACAUAUUGAGGGCUAACAGAGGUCUUCCUGAACGUUUGAAGGUGAACCUCAAAGGCUUAGCAAUUGGAAACGGCUGGACAGACCCGAUCAACCAGCUGAACUAUGGAGAUUAUCUGUAUCAGCACGGUAUUGUAGAUUUGAAAACGAAGGAUUUCCUCAACACUAUCAGGGACGACUCCAUUGACUUGAUAAAACAGGGAAGAUACGCCGAGGCUAGAGACAGACAAGACGAAAUUCUCUACACAAUGAUGAGCAUGACGGGCAUAACCAACGUUUACAACUACUUAUUUGCCCAAGAUCAAGACGACGAGCCUCUUAUGGACACCUUCAUCCAAACCAGCGAGAUAAGGAAGGCGAUACACGUCGGCAACGCCAAAUUCCAAGAUGGCGGAGACGUCAAUGAGGCUUUGAACAGCGACGUCAUGAAAUCGGUGGUGCACCUUUUGCCUGAGCUAAUAGACAACUACAGGGUGCUUCUGUACAGCGGACAGGUUGACAUCAUCGUCGCUUAUCCAUUGACGGUGAACUAUCUGGAGAAAUUGAAUUUUUCGUCUUCGGCAGAAUACAAGAUGGCCAGUAGAAACAUUUGGUCCGUGAACAAUGACAUAGCCGGUUUUGUUAAGGUAGCUGGAAAUCUUACCGAUCUUCUGGUUAGAGACGCCGGUCAUAUGGUGCCCCACGAUCAGCCUGUAUGGUCGCUAGAUUUGAUUUAUAGAUUCACCAGGAAUUUGAAAUUUGACGAAGAAUACGAUUGAAAAAAUAAGUUAUUUUUGUUGUUGAGUGCAUAUUGUGAUUUAUAUUGAUAUUGAUGAAUUUUAAUAAAAAUAGAAAGUUCAUUAAUAUGAAUUUUCUGAGGAAUAAAAUGAACAAAAUGUGA